AUGAAUAUACUGGUGAGAAAUAACCCGCUCUUUCUUUGGCUGGUCACACUGACAGUGCUUCUAACCAGGACCAUGGGUUGCAUUCAGAGCAUCGCCUGCAAACCGCGAGUCAGACGGGAAAACAUAGUGGUCUAUGAGGUGUCGGCCUCCAUUGACCAAUGCCCGACAGUCAUAGAGGAGAACUCACCUAUCGUACUGCGUUACAAGACCCCGUACUUCAGGGCUUCGGCUGGAAUUGUUAUGCCUCCUGUUCCACGAAAUGAAACGUGGACUGUUGGUUGGAUACAGGCUUGUACACAGAUGGAAUUUUACAACACUUACGGUGAUAUUGGCAUGUCCAGCUGGGAAUUGCCAGAACUUCGUGAGGGUCGGGUGAAAGCCAUCAGCGACUCAGACGGUGUCAGCUACCCCUGGUACGGAAAUACCACAGAAACGGUGACGCUGACAGGUCCCACGUCCAAGCCAUCGCGGCUGACGGUGAGCAUGAAUGACAACUUCUACCCCAGCGUGACAUGGGCGGUUCCAAUCAGCAAUAGCAACACGCCCAUGCUCACGCACAUCACGCGGGACCAGAGCUUCAUCACGUGGCUUGUGGCGCUUAAUGCCGCCACUAAAGAACGCAUUGUGCUGCAGACGGUGCGUUGGCGCAUGCGCGUGGACAUUGCCGUGGACCCGUCCAUGCCCCUGGGUUCCCGGGCCACCCUGGUGGGCCGGCCGCACCAGGAGCAGCCGCAGAUCCUCAACAACCCCGAGCCCAUCCCGCCCAACGCCUUGGGCCGACCCAACGCCAACGAUGCCCAGGUGCUCAUGUGGAGGCCACGAAGGGGCGCCCCUCUCGUGGUCAUACCUCCAAAAUAG
This is a messenger RNA of Chanos chanos (milkfish), 858 nucleotides long. RefSeq names its product family with sequence similarity 78 member Ba (gene fam78ba). The record is from RefSeq and is a predicted model, not a curated record. The coding region runs from base 1 to 858 and encodes 285 amino acids. The transcript has 2 exons. Lineage: Eukaryota; Metazoa; Chordata; Actinopteri; Gonorynchiformes; Chanidae.